This is a messenger RNA of Vitis riparia (riverbank grape), 2059 nucleotides long. RefSeq names its product probable serine/threonine-protein kinase PBL23. The record is from RefSeq and is a predicted model, not a curated record. Lineage: Eukaryota; Viridiplantae; Streptophyta; Magnoliopsida; Vitales; Vitaceae. The coding region runs from base 500 to 1783 and encodes 427 amino acids. Gene Ontology annotation, molecular function: ATP binding; protein kinase activity. The transcript is spliced from 6 exons. Gene Ontology annotation, biological process: protein phosphorylation.
CUGCCAGUUUGACCUGCUAACUAUUAGACGAUGGGAAGAAAAAAGUGUAUUAGUUCAACGCGUGAAAUGUCUUAUACAUGACCAAUUAUAGAGAGAGAAAGAGAAGAGGCAGCAGGCAGUUAAGGAAAGAAAGGUUGUGUCUGAUUGAUCUGAAUUUAGCAAAGUUUGACCAUGUCAUAUGCCUCUCCUAAUUCUAUGGCUCUGCAAGAAGAUGUUGCAGCAAAAAAGAAAAAGAAAAAACAAACAAACAGAGUGGGAAAAUUUUCAGGUUCUAGGAAGACCAGAAACAAUCUGGUUCUUUCCAGGCAAAGGUUUUCUGAUCCUCAGACAAGUCUUAGCUCCAAUCUCGCCCCUUUCCUCUUCACUUGAAUACUUCUUUGCUAGUCCUCUAGAUACCGAAUUUCGUCGAACACCUGCGGGCGGAUAAUGGGUGUGAGGAUGUGAUGGUGGUUGAGUCUCUGUUUGUUUGGAUUGGAGCAGGAGACCGAAGAGAAGGAAGAUGGGCUGCUUCGCUUGUUGCAUGUCUGAUCCAAAUGUUGGCAAUAAGUCAUUGAAGAAGAGCAUUAAGGAGUAUGGUGACGCCAAAAGAUUAGCCUCAUUCGUUAACAUCUCCUUCAAAUCCGAUGGCAGCAAGAGAAGAUACAUAGCAGAAGAGAUAGCAAAAAUGGGCAAAGGUAGUAUUCCUGCCCAUGUCUUCACAAUAGGUGAGCUCUCAGCUGCAACCAACAACUUCAACCAUGAGGCUUUGAUCGGAGAAGGCGGCUUUGGGAGGGUGUACAAAGGCCAUGUAGAGAAGACAAAUAAUAGUGUUGCUGUUAAGAGACUAGACAGGAAUGGGUUCCAAGGCAACAGAGAGUUCCUUGUAGAGGUUUUCAUGUUGAGUCUUCUUCACCAUACUAAUCUCGUGAACAUGGUCGGAUAUUGCUGUGAUGGUGAUCAAAGGAUUUUGGUGUAUGAGUACAUGGCCAAUGGUUCCUUGGAGGAUCACCUUCUCGAUUUGGCUCCAAACAAGAAGCCUCUGGACUGGAAGACCAGGAUGAAAAUCGCUGAAGGAGCAGCGAGAGGGCUCGAAUACUUGCAUGACACAGCCAAUCCCCCGGUCAUUUACCGAGACUUUAAAGCAUCCAACAUACUAUUGGAUGAGGAUUUCAAUCCAAAGCUCUCCGAUUUUGGCCUUGCCAAGCUCGGCCCGACCGGAGACAAGACUCAUGUGUCCACAAGAGUGAUGGGGACUUACGGCUACUGCGCGCCUGAGUAUGCACUUACAGGCCAGUUGACGACAAUGUCCGAUGUAUACAGCUUCGGCGUCGUGCUCUUGGAGAUCAUCACAGGAAGAAGAGUGAUCGAUAAUUCUAGACCGACUGAGGAGCAAAAUCUUGUCACUUGGGCACAACCAUUGCUUAAAGACAGAAGGAAGUUUACUCUCAUGGCCGACCCCCUCCUAGAAGGAAACUACCCCAUAAAGGGUCUCUACCAAGCACUUGCAGUGGCAGCCAUGUGUCUGCAAGAAGAAGCCAGCAUCAGGCCCUUGAUGAGCGAUGUGGUAAUGGCCCUCGAGUACCUGUCUGACAAGAGGGCUGCAGGUGUUGAUGGAGAAGAAGAAGACGAGGAUACCAACAAGAAUGAAGAUGAGGGAGAAGAAGAAGAAGAAGAAGAAGAAGAAGAGAUUAAGGACACAACUUCAUCUGAUAGAAACAGAAGUGGAGGUAUUGAGACUGAUCAUGAUGAGGACAAUGGUGAAUCCAAUGGAAAGACAACGAAAAAGGAGGAAGAUAUUCAGUGACGAAUAUUACAGAUUUUGUUCAAGGUUUCUUGAGAAUUUUGUUGUCUAUUGGGGGUAAUGAGCUCAGAUUGUAAGAGGGUGUAUUCUUACAUGGAUGAAGAUUAUGACAGUUGGAAGUUUUCUUUAUGGUUUAGAGGGAUGUAUAGUGAAUUUUUUGUGUGAUAAUCAGUUGUGAAGAUGAGGUAUCGAAUGGUUGUCACCCAUAAUUUGAUGCUUAUAAACUCUAUGACUUGAGAAGGGUUUCUAGAUAUGAUAUCUUUAUAUUAUAUUUGGUUA